GCAUGCGCAAUGCUUAGGCGCAGCUCCAUCGUCGAAAGACACUGAAGUACUUUGGACGUGCUUUGUUUAAACGACCCGACUUUCUAUUUUGCCAUCUUUUCAUUAACGUCCUGCUCGUUUUGGACUUGAAACGACCGCUGCUUCUACUCGUCUGCAGUAAAAUUCCUUCCUCCUCUUUAUCUGUUGACAGCCUAGUUAGCUUACCCUAGCCUUACCUGUGCGAUGGAAGAUAAACAAAGUACUUUGACGCGGCCGCGACCGGACGGAGUCCAGCAGCAUAAUCCGUGGAAUUUGAUGAUCAAACACAGACACGUUCACAGGAGAGGACGACGCUCACACGUGACUGUUAGUUACACCGACCCCCGUGUGUCCAUGGACCUGCUGAGAGCCGUUUUGCAGCCCAGCUUCAAUGAUGAGAUAAUGGACGUGUUCAGCAAAUACCACAAGUUUUUCGAGAAGGCGGCGCAGAACGUGAAGGAGAACGUGGGAGAGGACGUGCACACUGACCAGCUCAUUAAGGAAGCGUGCAGGAAUAUUCUGGAACAUGCCAAAAUGUUGUUUCCCGACAGCGAAGAGAAAAAGUCCAGCUCAGAGGCCGUUGUCAAGCGUUGUCGAGGUUCCGAAGAAAGGGCAAGUCCGGUCCCCAAAAAGAGGAAGAAGAACCGUGUGAGCGGCGCGGCAUCUGCAGCCGACCGACCUUUUAACUUCUCCGCUCACGCAAAGGUCAAGUGCGAACCCAUCAAGCGAGAAGGGCCCAAGUGGGAGCCGUCCAGACUGAAUGAACGCAGCACCUUCGUUCUGGGCUCCAGAGCCAACAAGGCACUUGGGAUGGGCGGGACUAGAGGACGCAUCUACAUCAAACACGCUGACCUCUUCAAGUACGCGGCGGACACCAAGGACAAGCAGUGGUUAGCAGAGCGUCACCACAUGAGGGCGACGGGCGGCAAGAUGGCCUACCUGCUGAUUGAGGAAGACGUCCAGGAUCUGGCGCACGGCGACGAUUACAAGGACUGCCCGGACGUCAAGCUGGACGAGAUGAAGCCCUUCUCGGUGCCCAUGUGGAUGGUGGAGAAGAUGCAGAAGGCCAUGGAGGCGCAGAGGGACUCGGAACUCUGAUCUCACGCAGGCGUCGUCACUAUGGUCCAAUUUUGGACAACUUUUGUUGCUCUCAAAAUACUCCUCAAGAGGUACUCAAGUACUCAUGAAAAUGGAAUGGGGAAUUUACUGAAAUAUUCUCUGAGAGAUCAAUACUCUCCAAUAAACAGAAAUACCCCAUAAAAGCCUUUUCAAUUGACUUAAAUACUCAGAAAAAAACCUGACAUCUUUCAUGAAAAUUAAACUUAAAAUUGAUGAAAAAACACAUCUGUAGAUUGGAGAGUAUUUGUGUAAGUUUCAGAAGGAAUUUCGGUAAAUUUCCUAGUAUUAUUGGUCAGUUUUCAAGAGUACUUCAGUAACUCUUUGGGGCUAUCAAAGGAUUUAGAUGACUUACAAGGAGUUUUUCCGUGGAUUUGCUAACUAAGGAGUUUUUUUGUAGAGUAGUCAUGCAACUUUGAUGGAGUAUUUGAGCACACUUAGGAAAGGUUACUGAUAUAUCCCCUAAAUCUACUCAUGCACUCCUGAAGAGUUACUCAAGUAUUCUUCAAAAUUUACUGAAAUACCCUCUGAAAGUGAGUCAAAUACUCUCCAAUAAAAUGCUUUUAAAAAUGAUCAAAAUCUACUACUUAAAUUACUCAUACAUUUCUGUAGAUUGGAGAGUAUCGGUCUAACAUUCAGUGUGCAUUUCUGUAAAUUCCCCAAGUAUUUUAGAUGUUUUCAAAAGUACUAGAGUACCUACAUUUUAAAGGGUAUUUCAAAACAAUUUCAAGGAUUUAUGCGACUUUUACGGAGUUUUUCAAUGGAUUUGGAAAGAUUUUGCUUUAGUAUUUCUGUAUUCAUGUAACUUUGUUGGAGUAUUUGAGUACACCUAGGAGAAUUGAUCACUUUUAGGGAUUUAGAAAAGUUUCAGUGGGUAGAUUCCAAAGUGUCAAUUUUUGACAACGCUUUUACUUUUGAGUCUGAGGUCCCCAACCUUUUUUGCACGAUGGACCAGCAUGAUGUAGGCCUUUUCUCACAGACCGGAAAUGUGUGGCAGAAAAAUAGAGCAAAUACAUACGGGAAAAUUUAACUCACGCUCAAUCAACGGGAGGCCUGAGCUAGUUUCGUUCAGACGGUCUAUCUCUGUGUGAUGAGAGAUCGGCAAAUAUCCUCGGUAGCAGGACCGUAUAAGUUCUUCUCCAAUAGUGAGAGGCUUUAUACAGAUUUCAUUACAAAUUAUGAAUGGCAUUUUGAGAUUUCUCCGUCGCGUUUUCCAAAACACAAAAAACAAAGACUUUUAUUUGACUUUGCAGCUACAAAGUUGCACACACAGGUGACUAUUUACACGUGGGGGAGGGGGUGGGGCGUAAUGAUUGCGGUAGGUCUGAUCACUCGAUGCCUUCUUGUUUGUCUUUGAUAGCCACUCUGAAGCGUUCCUCCAAUAGGGACAGCUCACUGAUCAGGUCGGUGAUGGCAUUGGUGAAGGCUUCCUGUUUCAUGCAAAACAUUUCCCAUUACCAUCUUUGAAAGAAAAAAAAAAACUACCAUCGCCGGCUUGCUCUCUAAACGAGACGUGAAAGCUCAACGGAAGCGCGGAUGCCCUCUACUGGCUAACUACAGACAAGUCUGCAAUUUUUGUAAUCGGCCCUGAGUCAAAAUAUUUGAAACAGAGCUCCAAGGAUCAAUGUGUACACAUCCUUAGUACUGCUGUCAUUUCGACAACAGCAAAAAACAAUACUGUUUUUGAUACUGCCUAUAUAUAUAUAUAAAAAAAAAAACUUCCUCAAAUUGACAUGAAAUCCCCAAAAUUAUCAUGAGACCCAUAAUGUACAGGAAAUGACUUGGGCCAUGUCUCCACUUAGCAGGGUAUCUGACAAAAAUUACUUUUUCUAUGGUUUGGCCUAUCAUCCACACGCACAUUUAAACGAGGGUUUUUGAAAACUGCGCCCAGAGUGAAGAUGAGCCAAUUUUGCAUUUGUGGCACCAUCAUGUGGACACUGAUAACCAAAGAUUUAACCCAGGAAAAACGUCACUGACUGCGACAAACUUUGUCCCUACAUCACAUGUGAGAAAAAUUUUUACAUUUGGAGCAGGGGUCGCAUUAACCGAAUAUUUUCCGUCGUUGACCGAUUUUUUUUAAACGGUGACGGAAAAAACUGAAGUCCAUCCGUCAUUUUGACAGGUUGCAAUUCACACCCCAGACCACAGGGUGGCGAGUGAGCAUAUUAAUUAGCUAUUGUAGCUCUUGAUGCAUGACGUCGUUGGCCUUACUCUGAAAAAUGUCAAGGCAACUGAGUGUCCGAAGUUUCUUCAAAAAGCCCCAAAACGACGGUGUUGAUAAAAGAGGUGAAAAAACAGGGACUGCACAAGCGGGCACGCAAUUCAAGUCCAUGCUUACCAGGAGGAAGGUGUGAAACUACGUUCAGGUCACAGCAGGUGAACUGUUAAUUUCAUUGUUCCAUAUGCUACAUAUGGUAGCCUACCUACCUACUGGGGCCACAGUCAGCUGUUUUUGUCACUGCGGAGAAAAAGUUAAAUAUUCAUCUGCUUGAUGUGUGAUGGCACGGUGUGGAUUCUCUGUUAAGCUUGUUCGGACAGAAUAUUAAUUUAAAAUGAAUGAAAACUAAAUACUAUUGAAUAUGUUGAAGCGGUAUGCAAUGUUAAGAGUCUUGUUAGCUCGAAUUGCUGUGUCCAGCCGCUGUAGCUCUGUUGCUCUCUGUGAACUCUCUAUUCAAGCCAGAACGCACGCGGCUCUUAAGUGUCUCUGUCACGUGACUGUGUCGUAGCCGCUAACGCGCUCGGCCAAAUGGACACACAAGUACGGAAGGUGAAUUAUGCCAAACAAAGGGUCACCACAAUGUCAUUAUCAUUUUAAAAAUUUAAGUGGCGGGUAAAAAUAGAUUAUGACCGGAUUUUUAUGACCCUGUCAGUCAAAAUGACAGACAACGAAAAAGUCUAGCGCAACCUCUGAUUUGGAGUGAAUUAGGUGUUUUUUUGCUUUUAUUUACAAACUCUUGCAGUGCUUCAUAUUGAAGAACACAUGCGAAGGUUGGGGGUAUUAUGGACAAUUAUUUUUAGCCCAUAGUUAUGAAUGAAAGCGGGUUGCUGCGGAAGCUUUUUCUACACACGUGCUGGUGUGGACUUUUUAUCCCCCAACGUUUUAAGGCAGAAUCCCUACGUGUAGACAUGGCCCUAGAAAUGCCACAAAAUCAACAGGAAGUGAUCCAGAACGCCCUAAAAUCAACAGGAAAUUAUCCAAAAUGUACAGGAAGUGACCCCAGAAUGAUCCAAUAUGUAUCGUAAGAAAAAAUCAACAGGAAGUGAGCCGAAAGCAGAGUUGUCAGUAGCGUAACGCGUUACUGUAAUCUGAUUACUUUCUUUCAGUAACGAGCAAUCUAACGCGUUUAUUUUUCCAAACCAGGAAUCUGAUUUAAGUUUACUUGCUGUCUGUGCGUUACUAUUUUGUUAUUGCCUCAUAAUGUAUGUAGAAUGAAGAAUAUUGUAAUCCUGUACAAAGAGCAUUUUGAAUAAAAAAUGUUAGGUUUCCAAAGGUUAGUUUCCAUGGUAACCACUCAUAGUCACUUCCUGUUUUGGUCUCGAGUCACACGAGCCAAGUGUUUUGGGACUGAAAAGGGCGUGACCAACACGGGUGCACAUUCGAGCCAAGUGCAGCCGCCACUUGAGAUGUGCGAGGGAAUAUUGAUCUGUGUGCGUCCAUGAAUGAACGUGAGUAUUUUUCCUUCAUUCUGGAGGGUUCCAGCGAUAGGUUGAAGCAGCUACAUGCGCGGCCGUUUCGUAGCUUUGCCGUUGCAACGGCGGGUAGUCAUCGCUCAAAGUCGGCAAGCAAUGUUUACAGCAUGUUUGAGUUGCACAUUUAUGCCGUGAGGUGACGUGUUCGUUUAGCAUCUUUGGGAUGUGUUGUAAGUCCGAUUGAGUGUGAAAUGCUUAGUUGCUGCCACGUUUUGUGGCCAAAUUGACCGCAUUAGUGUAUGGCGUACUUCCGGGUUGUGCCCCCAUCUUUGUGUGUAUUGCACUGUUUAUUGCACAAUUCAUUUGGGUGUCGAUGAUUGUGCAGUCAAUUUGCAUUGUUUUACAUUGGCAUUGAUAUGCUGUUAACCCCUAAAUCCUAACCCGAAGUUAAGAAUUUUUUACAUGAAGCUUAAUCUUCGAGUUAGUGGCUGUUUAAUUAGUCUGUAGAGUUGAUUUCAACAAAUUCCAUGCAGUUCGUCAGUUAUUUGUUAGUUUCAGGGCUCCUGAGUGGGUAAGCUAGCCCCAGUCGUUGAAAUCAACUCCAUUGACUGAUUAAACCCCAACUGACUCGAAGAUUAAGCCUUAUGUGAAACAAAAUCUGAUCUUCCUCUUUAAAUUCAAUUCUCGGAAAUUCAGUUACAUUUUUAUGUUGUCAUUAUGUUGAGGCAGCAAAGGGAGAAAAAUUGGUAAAAAUUAACCGAUAAAUUACUUUUAAAAGAACGUAGAUACUUUAAUAAUACAGUAAUCAGUAAAGUAACUAGAUAAUUUUUUUGAGGCAUAAUCAGUAAUUAAAUUACUUUUCAAGUAAUCUGUGACAACACUGGCCAUAAGUACCCUAAAAUGAACAGGCAAGUGACCCAGAAUGACCUCAUGGCCUGCCAAUCCAAUUCAUUUAAACUGGAGGUUCAUUCGCCCCUCCCGGUCAAAAUUAAUUUGACGACUAAUGCCGUCAAUGGCAGCCAAUGAGUUAAGUCAUUUUAAAUGCGUUUCAACUUUAGGUGGUGCGUUUACUUACUUAGUUUAAGCGUUGUAAGGUGUAAUUUGUCAACGUCACUGUGUGGCCAAUGUAAAACAGCUUAUUUAUAAUAUAAUUAAGCAAUUGUUUCGUCUAUCACCAUCAACGGCAGCUAGCAAAAGAAUGGCUAAAGUCUGUACCGUCCGUUGUAAAUAUGACCAGUGUUGGGAAUAACGCCGUUAUAAAUAACACCGUUACAUAACAGCAUCAUUUUUUCAGUAACGUGGUAAUCUAUUUUUUUCUGCCGUUACAACACCGUUACCGUUACUGACGGUCAAAAGCGGUGCGUUACUUACUUUGAAUAAAUUGAAGAAACUACCAGCCGUAGCGAGCCUACUCUGCUCUGUUUAUUUGUCAUCCAAGACUUUGGGUGCGUUCAGGUUCAUGGCAAUGAAAAUAGUAAACACACAAAGCCUACAUUUGCAAGAACGAUGGAGUUGCCGUUUGAUACGGUCAUAAUGUGCAGGUCCUGCACCCCUCCGCAGAAAAACUGUUCAUAGCUUUGUAGCGAUUUGUAAUUUCAGAAUCGCUGAUGAGUUUAGUAACAUACACCAAACAAUAAAUACAACAGAAUGUCCAUUUCGCGUAAUUGUGGAAGCCCGUCGACAUCUUUACUCCAUUUGUCUUCGGCUUGCUCGUAAGGGUCAACAUUGUUCACAUCCUUAAGUUUGAUCACAUAUCUGUUCUUCGCCUUAGUAACGAGUUUCUCUUUAUCGAACUGGCAAGUUAAAGUUUAAUGUCCCGCAAGCCAGACCUGCUUCCAAUAUGGCUGCGUUGUUGUCAAAUCUCACGUGAGCCCCCAUUCUGUGACAUAAACGCUCGAGCCUAAUAGCGCACGUACUUCAGAGCCGGUGUUUUCACACACAAACCGGAACAGCGCGUGCGGCAAACACACACACGCAAAACAGAUGCAGAGGGAUAUGAUGGCAGAGCAUUCAGAGGAAAAUUUGUCCUUUACGAGGUGGAGAUAUAAGCACGAUUUCAAGUUGGUCGAAAUUAAAGGAAAGAACGUGCAUGUAAAGU
This is a messenger RNA of Corythoichthys intestinalis (scribbled pipefish), 6862 nucleotides long. RefSeq names its product deoxynucleotidyltransferase terminal-interacting protein 1 (gene dnttip1). Gene Ontology annotation, molecular function: nucleosome binding; DNA binding. Gene Ontology annotation, cellular component: nucleus. The transcript is spliced from 13 exons. NCBI's taxonomy places the organism in Eukaryota, Metazoa, Chordata, Actinopteri, Syngnathiformes, Syngnathidae. The record is from RefSeq and is a predicted model, not a curated record. The coding region runs from base 223 to 1116 and encodes 297 amino acids.